Molecule: messenger RNA, 399 nt
Organism: Paramuricea clavata
Lineage: Eukaryota; Metazoa; Cnidaria; Anthozoa; Malacalcyonacea; Plexauridae
Source: the annotation of a GenBank genome assembly
AUGGCUGUUAAGCUUGAAUCACGCCGUCGUUGGUUGAAAUUUGGAAUAAAAGUGAAUUUCAGUGGAAUUCACAUGAAUUAUUAUUCUGCAUGGCUCUAUGCUACAAAAGACGACAAGGAUUAUAUACAGUAUUCGAAUCACCCUGAUCUCACAAAUGGCGAUUUCCCAGUCACAAAUAAUGCUAGUUUGUGUUUGCAAAGUAACGCCGCAGACAGUGAACAUACUCCUGAUUCCCAAGCCACGGAUGGCCACAAGCGAAAACGCAAGAGAAUGAGCAUUUUUUACGUGUCUCAGCUCGCAGUUUCGAAAAAAAUACGAACCCGACUAGAACUUCUUGCUUUGGCAAAUGAGCAGAAGAGAGAAGGGAAAAGUGAUUUGGCCCAGUUCAUUGCCAAUUGA